Bombus pascuorum is the source of this 3717-nucleotide messenger RNA. RefSeq lists its product as uncharacterized. The record is from RefSeq and is a predicted model, not a curated record. The transcript is spliced from 4 exons. Lineage: Eukaryota; Metazoa; Arthropoda; Insecta; Hymenoptera; Apidae. The coding region runs from base 16 to 1464 and encodes 482 amino acids.
GUUUUUUAAAGCAAAAUGAGAAGACAAUCGUACAGCUCGAAUGUGAACGCCGCAAGCUGUGGCGAGCCUCAGAUCAUCGUAGAGGAAAGCACAUUGGGAGAAGAGGAAGCGGAAUGGCGAAGGAACGAGUCGCCUCCGCGUUGCAUGGAUCCCGAUUCGCCAUCCUUAAAUCCUUAUCUAUUGUCUCCCUGGAGAGAAGCAAGAAAGCACUCUCUACCGACUCCGCAAUGUACUUCCGGGAUAACCGCAUCACAGGUGAGACGACUGAGCGAGCGUGGCGGAGAAGGAUCAGGACCAUCACCGAGGGAAGCUGCUUUCCUGUCCACCCUCUCUCAAGCACCAGCUCCUCAGCCAGGUGGCCGAAGACAUUCGGUUGUUACGAUUGCUAAAGUGCCACCGACUCUGUUUGGCCGUAAUCGUCGCGAAUCAAUCGCCGCUUUUCCUCUUGGAGGCGCGACCAGAAUAUUGCCGAGUCGUCGAGACUCGGAGUCUAGAAUAUCCGGACCACCGAGCAACAGUGGAAGCACGCACAAUCUUCAGUUGGACAUUAUGGACGAUAUCGCAGAGAUGAAAGCGAGGAAGGUGCGCUUAAAGAUGUACAAGACGUCGACGGAGCAAGUGUGCGAGAUACAGCCGCUGGAAGGUAACAGCUCCGCUCAACGUUACACUCAAUAUCCGAAACGACGAUUCUCUGAAAUGCCUGCUCCGUCGGUUUCGCCGACGUCUUCUCUCCGAAGGCGCGUCUCGGAACUGCCAAGAGCCGUGAGUGCAUCGGUUUCCGGUGCUGCGGGCAUCGUCUGCUCCAAUACGGAUCUGAUAUCGAUCCUAAGCUCGUUAGCGUCUUCCGCGACGGAAAUCAACCGAUGCGGCGAGGAAGCGUCGAGUUCGCGGGACGAUAGCAAAUCAAGCUGGUCCGGAAAAACGGCCGAACAGAAACGAAGUCGAUUGAAGAGCUUCCGUUCCAACAGCUUCGACGUGUCGAUAUUGCACGGAGCCAAGGGUAAGCUUAGCGGAUCCUCGAAAGCUGCCGCUUCGACCAUUAUGGCACCGUCGAAUUGGUUCACGAAGAGACACCAACCGAUGUCGAAGAAACAGAAGCCGGAAGAUUUAAUAACGGCCAGCUUAAGCCUUAAAUUCGAUAAGUCGAAGGUAGUGAAGGCGGUGAAGGAAACGUUGGGCAAAACGUCCCCUAACAGCGACGUCAGACACAAAGUCGUAUGGGACGACACUAGUGGAACGAAAGUGGACGCUCAGGUACUGGGUAGCGCAAUUGAGAAGAUUUUAACGGCACAAAGGGGAAACGAUACGGAGGCAUCCGGAUCGAGCGGAAAGCCCUCGGUAUCUCCGAACAAACCAAGGUCAGGCAAAGUGGCAAGUUGGUUUUCAAGUACCAAGGACCAAGAGCAAACGGAAUCCUGCGAACCGUCUAUCUGUUCUUCCCUGAAGGACCUAUUCGUCAAGUAGUAUGGAAGCACAAAUGCGAGUCUCUCUCGUUUAAUUAACGCUUCUUCAUUUAAGGAUUUAUUCAGAGAUUAACGCGACCUAAUAGAUGACUGACAAUCUCGUUUAACUCAAAUUAACGAGCUAUACUUUCCUUGUACUUUCUCAUUGCUAUACUCCUACGAUAUUCUUUUAUCAUUUCUGUCGAUUUUAAUCUCACACAAGUAUCCAUGAAAUAUAUGUAUACAGUAGUUGGCGAAAAUAUUCGAACACUCGUUAUAUGAUAGAUUUUUACGAAUAUAUAUUAUGUACGUUAGUCCUUUUCUCACUUUACUGGAAUGAGACAUGUCUAUCAUGAUUACGCUGGUAAAAAUUGAAACUAAUUUGGAAAUGUACAUAUGGAAGUUAGAAGAUGCUUAUUGCAAACGUACACAUAGCAAAAAAAUAAUAUACAGUGUGAAGAAUAAUUUUAAACGUAUGAUUGAUUAGGGGUAAAAAUGGUCCUACUGAAAAUAUUGUGACUUAUUUAUACAAUACAUAAUUAACUGUCCAAAUACCGACGGUGAUCAAUAAGCAUCUUAUAAUUUCUAUUUACGUUUGUAUUAGGGUGUUCCAAAAGUUUCUUUCGUUUUAUAAGGAAAUAAUAGAUGCACGACACUUUGUUUUAUAUUAUUUUAUCGAAUUAUGUAUGAUCCAUUUUGUAGUAAUAGAACAAAACGAAAGAAACUUUUAGGACAACCUAAUGCAUUUUCAGAUUCAUGAAAAGCUUCAACAAAAUAUUCAUGGAAUGUUUCUGUAAGCGUUCGAGUACUUUCGUGAGCCGCUGUAUGUAUAAUAAUUCGUUACAAUGUUAGUGAUAGCUUGGAAAGCGAACUAUUUUUAUUGUACAUCUUUUUACUUUCCAUAUUACACUCAUAAAUACUCUAAAACGCUGCGAUACUAACUCUUAUCUAUUAUGUUUACGAAUGCGUAUAAUUCGUGAAACCGCUUCUGAUUUUACGGAAAUUUUGCAGUUGCUUGAUGAAUGAAACAGAUUUGUUAAGAGAAUCACAUGUUAUAGAUACCUGAGUUGUGAUUUAUUUAAUAUAUCUUUUCUGAUUUGUUAUCCUGCAACAUUUCCAUGUUUUACGACGUUUUUAAAUUAAAUUUCACGAGUUUAUUUUCCUUAAGCUAAAGACGAUGCUCGUGAAAUAUUUAUUUCUGAAGUAAAAAGUAAAAAUAGCUUACAUAUUGCUUGUAUUUAAUCAUGUAUUACGAUUAAUCCUGUUGCGACCUCGUAUAUUUCAGUUAAGCUGUGGUUUUAAUAAACAAGAAGGAUUUAUAAUAUUUUAAGAGGAUGUUCAGCAUGAAAUAGAGAAAUCAUGCUAAUAAGAAGUUUUUCAUAUUUUUCUUCAGGCUUGAAAUAUUUUUUAAUGUUGUGAAACAAUUAGGUUGAAAAUGAAUAAAAGAGUGCAACAGGGUAUUUAAACAAACUAAUAUCUCUUAUAUGAAUAAGUUGAGUGAAAUAUUAUAAAUUAUUUUCACAAAAAGACACCCAUUUUUAUUAUUACUUUCUAAGCAAAAUUCAAUAUGAUUUGUUAUAUCUGUAAUAGGAAAUUUCUUUAACUAACGUUUAGUUAUCGAUCCUAUUUUUAUUGAAGUUUAACAAUACUGUUCAAUAUUAAUAAUUGUUAAUUUGUAAGUAAAGGGUAAUUCCAACAAAGGAAGGUAUCACCAUCUGUUUGCAAAUGCAAACAGAUAGUUUCAGAUAAAAUCAGCAUUGGUACUGCAAACUUAAGAGAUUGUAAACCUAAUAUGUAUUGUAUCGCAAAGCGAGAUUCAUGGUGAAAAAUUAAAUAUAAAAGUCCAUGAAAUUUCGCAGAUUUAAACAUCUCAAUGGAUACAGCUUUCAGCAAAUAAAUGUGGACAAAAGUUUAGUCAAUCUCUAUAUUUAAAUAACGCAUGAUAUUUAAUUCCACAGUAUAAUUAAACAAAGAUUCGAAGCUGAAAAUUUCGAAAUAUAAUUGAACAAUAUAUCGUACAAUAAAUGUUAUAUGAUGUUCCGUAAAGGAGAAUUGCGUUUUUAUGAAGAGGAUCAAAGAUAAAAAUUUGUUGUUGAACGACACGGUCGUUUCGAAAUUCCAUUUUGAUCUUGUGUAUGUAUAGUGUAUCCCGUACAAAAGAUAUUACAACAAGCGUUCAGUCAUAAUAUGAAACAUUGAUCAAAAUUUCUAUUCUCGAGUGUUUCAAGCCCCAGAACUCAUUUUAAUAAAUAUAAGAAGGACAGAUUACAUUCAA